Messenger RNA from Dunckerocampus dactyliophorus (ringed pipefish), 3215 nucleotides. It is a transcript of the gene gas1a, whose product is annotated as growth arrest-specific 1a. The record is from RefSeq and is a predicted model, not a curated record. Bases 524 to 1312 code for a protein of 262 amino acids. Gene Ontology annotation, biological process: regulation of cell cycle. Lineage: Eukaryota; Metazoa; Chordata; Actinopteri; Syngnathiformes; Syngnathidae. The transcript has a single exon.
UCAAAGUCACAACAAUGGGGCCAACCAAUGAGCUGCUGCGGGAUCAUGAGUGGAGAGGGGCCGGGGAGCUCAGAAACAAAAAUGCCCAAAGGCGAGUGAGCGGUGGAACACUUUUGCAAAGCCUCAAGUCUGGUUGUUUUCUCCUCCGAACCUUUGCAGUGUUUCUUUGCACUCCUCUGUGCUCUUGAAUGAUCGAUCCACUGACUUGGAUGUCUCUUUGGAUUUGCUUUUUUUGUUCGGACCGAGGUGGAGGUGGCGGGGGGAUUUACGGGCUGGAGAUGGAAUGAUUUCUCCUUAAAACACACACACACACAAGUUGUGGCGUUUCAGUGUGUCGGUAAAUGGGUGAGAAAUGCACGCUGAUGAUGGGUUCACGGAGCCGGGAUUCCACGGCAGCCUGUUGAACGCCCCCACCUCGCACAGGCCCACAUUUUCGGAUUAACUUUUUUGAGUCUCCAUGGAAGUGCUGUUGAAGUUAGCCAUAUGAAUCUGCUGUGAGUUUAAGCGUCUCACAAGACCCACCAUGACAACCUUCUGCUCGCUAGCACGGACCUUCUGUGGAGCACUUUGCCCACUAACGUGUGUGCUUCUGCUGCUAACGUGCUUAUCAGCAGCCUCGCCGUCCCACGGCCGGAGGCUUAUAUGCUGGCAGGCCAUCAUGAACUGCCAAACGGAGCCCGAGUGCAAUUACGCUUACGAUCACUACAUACGCGCCUGUGGGCCGGUGUUAAACGGCGACAGGAAGAAGUGCCCCAGCCACUGCAUCUCCUCUUUGGUGCAGCUUAACAUGACCCGAAACGGACCCGCUUUGGAGGACUGCAGCUGCGGCCACGACCUCGAGUGUACGCGCACCAAGCGGGCCAUCGAGCCCUGCUUACCCCGGACUACCAGCACCGGCUGCACGGAGGCUCGGCGUCGGUGCGAGCGGGACCAGCAGUGCAGCUCUACCAUGCGCGACUACUUGCACCACUGUGGGAAACUUUUCAGCGGGGCUGUUUGCACCAAUGCCUGCCGCAACGUCAUCGCCAACAUGCGCAAAAUCCCUAAGGGUCAGCAGCUGGACACUUGCAUGUGCGAUGGCACCGAGAGGGCCAUCUGUGAGUUUGUCAAGAGCAGCAUGAAGACGCUCUGCUUUGACACCCCGGAGAGGGAGGAGAGCAGCGGCUCUCACGACAGCUUUGACUCGGAGGAUGAUGAGGACGACUCGGACCCCUACUACAGGGAAGAGCCUGAAAAUGGAACCUCUCCUCUGGAGGUCCACUAUGUUUUGACCAUGCUGGCAUCCAUGUUGGCUCUAUUGCCCCUCAUUUAAGCACCACUUUUUAACCAAGACUGCAUGAACAUUUGAAUGAGUGCAUUAUUUUCUAUGCAAAUGGCAGCAGAGGGGCUACUUUUUGGGAGAUGUCUGCUCUCUUACCAAAAGCAGCCACACUCACCAGAUGCUUGGCUUGCACACGAUAAGCUAAAUUAGACUGUUGUACUUUCACAGAGCCUGAUAUAGCCAAGAUGUGAUGGAGCCAGAGCAGUGUUUGAACAAUGCUGUGCACUGCCAAUCUUUUUCUAUAAGAUAUUAAAUAUUUUUAUAUGACAGCCUUUCCUGGGAGGCAUAGGAUUUACAAGUAUUUAAUGCUGGAAUUUAAAAACUUGUAAAUAACAGAAAGGCUAAAGAGGAUAAUUUAUUUCAUGCAGUCAUAUCCAAAUGCGGUGAAUAAAAGACUGAAAAUUCCAGCUUUAAAGGGAAGGUAUUUGUUGUGCGUAUUCUCUUGUACUGUACAUUGUAUAUAUGUCUAUAGCCAAUAUAGUUUUUUUUCCUUCAGAGAAUCUUAUAUGGUGCCGGCUAUGUGCUGAUUUAUUCACUGUGUGUAGCCUAUAGAAAGAAAUGUCUAAAUCCACUGUAUGGUUUGCCUUAAUGAUAUACUUUUAUAGAAGGCAUAAAAGGAAAACUUGAAUAUAUCACCCUUGACUGUGACUUGUUUUUGGAGAGUGAUUUAAAGACUUAGAGGUGCAGAUUUUGCAUAGUUUAGACUGCGGUGUAAGUAACUAUAGGACAUUAGGACACGGUGUCAGCAAACACAGAAUUUUGGAAACAACCCAACAAAUGAAUCGGAUAGCACUUUUUUGAGAUGUAGUUUGCAUGUUUGAUGUGUGAGACAAUAAUGAUCAUUCUUAUCAUAUGUUUGCACUCCCUUUUUGUCGACUGAUAGCCUCGUGACCUACUAUGUCUUGAUUUAGCUGGCUGUUGUCAAACGCAACUGUCACCAUAAAUCAACAAAACACCCUCUUGGCCCUCUGCUUGCACUCAGGUGUCAACCUUGACAAACUGUCAGUGUGUGUUUUUAACAGGGAACGUCAUUUUUAAGGUGUCUGAACUCGGGUCUUAUAUUUUAAAGGAUUCUAUUUGCAGAGUGGAGUUAUAGUCUUCUUCCUGAAUGGUUAUGUUCUACUUUACUAAUCGUACAAAGCAUGCAUUUGUUGUGUAUUUGCAUGUUGCAUGUGUACAAUUGUGUUAACGUCUGUCCUUGGUCAAUGAUUUGCUGCAAAAUGUUUUAUUUAGAAGAGGCGCGGGGGGACGAGGGCCCUCCAGCUGAAUGGAUGGAGGAGAAGUCGAGUGGCGUCUUUGUCAUGGAAAUGUUAAGCACAUAAUAGUUGAGCAGGACAAUGGGGAGGCACUUCAUUCUUUCAGGCUGGCUUGACACCUCUGGAGAGGCGAGCGACAGGGAAUCAUGUGGGAACAAUCUUUCUGCUGCUGCUGCCGCUGCUGCUGCUGCUGCUCGGGCCGCCGGGCUUCCAGCCCCGGGAAGAAAACAUGGGAAAGUCCUGACAAGAGGUGCUUUUGUGAAAUGAUCUUUUCCAUGAGUAAUUGCUCCUUCUGCCUCCAUGAGGUGCAAGAAAAACUAAGCUAGAAAAAGCAGGUUUCCAUCACCGGUGUGUGUUAUUAUCCAACCAAAUUUAUCAUAGACUGAAUUGCUCUCAAAAAGUACCAAAACAGCCAGCAGUGUUGUCGUGGUAGUAUCAGUGUGCAGUCUGCCGUGCAGCUUUCCAGUAGAAGAAAGGCUCAGGAACCCAGCAUGUCCUCCCCUCUACCACCUCCUCCUCCUUGCCUUUCUGUUGCUCUCUCACACUCGCUCAGGCAGUUUCGGCACUUAGAAAAAGCACAGCAUGCACAUAAUAAUGCGCAGGGUGCAAAUGGAUGAAUGUGGGGAAAGAAAAUCUCC